AUGUUUACCAACAGCAUCCUCGCCGUCUCCGGCGCCCUCCUCUCUGUGGUCGCAGCUGUGCCAAUGGCCGGCGAGCACCAUCAGCACCACCAACACCAUGCGCGCGACUAUGUCUGGGAGACGAAGGUCCAGGAGGUCGUCGUCACCGUGCCAGUGACGAAGACUGUUUGGGUCGAGCCCGGCGAGGCCGUCCCAACUCACCAUGGAAAAGCCAGUCCUCCUCCUGCAUACGGCCAGUCAAGCUCUGCGAGCACCACUGCUCCAGCAGCUCCAGCCUACACCCCAAAGUCGAGCAGCUCUGCGCCAGCCGCACCAGCAUACACACCACAGCCAAGCAGCAGCAGCAAAGCUCCAGUCGCUCCAGCCUAUACUCCACUAGCCAGCACAAGCACAUCUGUUUACGUUGCUCCAACUCCAAGCACGACUGCUCCAACAGCGCCAGCAUACACCGCACCCUCCAGCUCUGCCCCAGCCGCCCCAGCCUACACUGCCCCAUCAUCUGGCUCUGGCUCUGGCUCAUCGGGCAGCAACGGCCUCACCGGCAUGGCCGCUUCUGGCACCGAGUACACGGGCGACCUGACCUACUACGCCGUCGGCCUCGGCGCAUGCGGUAUUACCAGCACUGAAGAUGAGAAGAUCGUCGCCAUCUCCGAGAAGAUCUUCGACGCCUACAACAACGGCAACCCCAACCUGAACCCACUCUGCGGCAAGUUCGUCACCAUCACUGGAAACGACGGCUCCGAGUACAAAGCUAAGAUCGUCGACCGAUGCCCAGGCUGUGAUGAGGGAUCCCUCGACCUCCCCCAGUCCUUCUUCAACACCUGCACGAGCAACGGUGAUGGUCGCGUCAGCGGCAUGAAGUGGAAGUUCGACUAA
This is a messenger RNA of Fulvia fulva, 876 nucleotides long. RefSeq names its product Allergen Asp f 7. Bases 1 to 876 code for a protein of 291 amino acids. The transcript has a single exon. The record is from RefSeq and is a predicted model, not a curated record. NCBI's taxonomy places the organism in Eukaryota, Fungi, Ascomycota, Dothideomycetes, Mycosphaerellales, Mycosphaerellaceae.